UGAUAACACAGUACUGGGAGGGAGAGAGCGCAGCCAGGCAGCGACUUCGAACUUCUCCCCCGUAGAUAUUCCUCUCAUACUGCCGUGAAAUACUGAACCGUGAGGGAGGAAAAGGGAGAGAGAGGGGAAGAGAAAGAAAAGUUCCAUUAGUAGCGGAAGUUUCGAAUGGUGAGGGGGAGAGAGGGAGAGGCGGCCCUAGUUAGCGGCGGAAGUCCCGAGUAGUAAGUCCAACAUGGCGUCCGACUUUGGGGACCAACUCCCAGAUGAGGAAAAGGUGCGGAUUGCUUCAAAUUUUGUUAUGCACUCACCUCCUGGGGAAUUCAAUGAAGUCUUUAAUGAUGUACGGACCCUGGUGAACAAUGAUGCCUUGCUGCGAGAAGGAGUGGCCCGAGCUAUUGCCGAGUACAACAAAGACCAGCUAACCCCGGUGAGGCUGGACGGACAGAGCCACUAUGCACUCGUCACAGAACACAAUGAUCUGGGGGGUGGUCGCUUUGUGGAUCCACGUGCAAAGCUCACUUUCAAGUUUGAUCAUUUAAGAAAGGAAGCAACAGAUUUAAAGCCCUGUGAGAGUGAUCCGGCCACAGAGAGUUGGAGAAGUGCAGUGGAGACACAGCUCAUUCAGUAUGUCAGUGAUCAUUACCCUCAUGGGGUGUGUGCUGUGUAUGCACGCACCCAAGGAUCAGCUGUCACCCUCACAAUGUGCAUAGAAGACCACCAGUUCCAGCCCAAAAAUUAUUGGAAUGGUCGGUGGCGAUCAACAUGGACUGUGACUCUAGGAGGAGGAAGUGUGGAACUGAAGGGAGUCCUCAAAGUUCAGGUCCACUACUACGAGGAUGGCAACGUCCAGUUAGUCACUUCUAAAGAUGUUAAAGGCAAUCUAACAGUUGCUGGUGAGGAAGAAACUGCCCAAGAAUUGGUGCACUUCAUUGAGGCUGCUGAGAAUGAGUACCAGACUGCAAUCAGUGAAAACUACCAAACUAUGUCGGACACUACCUUCAAGGCCUUGCGUCGUCAGCUUCCUGUUACACGGACCAAGAUUGAUUGGAAUAAGAUAGUUUCAUAUUCUGUGGGUAAGGAGCUUAAAAAGCAAUAAUAGUAAAUGGUGGUACUAUGGAACAUUUAAAAUAAUAAAUCUGUCUCUAUGGGAUGCUGUAGGGAUAGUUUUAACAGUGCAUUUGGCAGUCAUUAUUCCUAUUGAUUAGUAUUGGUUGUUGAAUACUUCAGAGUCAAAUUAUUGUUUUGUCCCUAAGUAUUAUUGAUAUUUGGAGUUUAUGAGUACCUCUGUUUUCCAUUUUACCCACUUUGUUAUGGUUUAUUGGACCCAAUCUGAUUUCUCUAGUAAAAAAUGUUUCACUCAUUUGGGUAAAGAAAGAGACAAGUUGCUUUAAGGCUUCUCUGGGGUGAAUCAUGCCAGUUGAGCACUGUUACUGAAGGUAAAACUACAUCUUGUUGAACUGUUGUGUAGGCUAUCAGAAACACACAGCAAGGGUACCCUUUCAUUUGGAAGUGAAACACUGAGCUACACAAAAUGUUCAGAAAGCACAGAAAUGAGCUUAACAGUUCCUCUUUUGAGGACUAAUUCAAUUUUUACAAAUUUAUAGCCUUGAAAAGUUUGCGUGGUCAGUGUUCCACCUUUGAUUAUGUCUUCCUGUGCAUUGUUUUUGAUUGUUUACACAAGCAUCAAGUGCAACAGGCAACAGGCUCAUUUUGUAGACUCACUACAGGCAAGAGUAGAGGAGUCUAUUUGGGUUAUGAGUUUCUGCUGCCAACAUCAUGUUUCUGAAAAGAAGCUACACUUUGCAAGAUGGUCCAUGCUGUCACUACUACCCAGACGCCUGUGAUACCUCGCUGAGGGGAGGUCUUAGGGACGAUGUCGGUUCCUAGAGAUGGCCUGCUUGCUAACUGCUUGAUGGUGUUGAUUAUAUAGUACAUAUUUAUCUAAUCAUUUACACUUAAUGUUUAAGAAGUGAUUUUGCAAGAAGUUCCUGUUUUGCCAUGUGCAUUACAGGUCAAAAAUAUAUUAUCAGGUAGCCCAAUGUGAGGGCAUUUCAAUUGUCCUUUGCACAUUAUGGAUGGAACAAGGUGAGCUCUGCACAAACAAACCUAGAAAAAAUAUAUUGUUAUAAAUAUUGAUCUUUUCUUUGGAAUAAGGCAGAACAACAGUGAAUGUUCAGGAACUUUAUACUACUUCCAGACACAUCCAUCAUCAGUAGUCUUCUUUUUUACUAUUGUCUCAAAUGGUCCUCAUCAUAUCAAAAUUUAUUAUUAUCUAAAUUAUAAUAUUUUUGUUUGGUGUAAAUGAGUAAGUAAAGUCUGUGAUUUUCUGUAUAUAACUCAGUAUUUAUGGUAAAUAUUUGUUUCAAAUAAAGUUUCAAAUAUAGUAAUUUCAGAAUUCAUAGAUCACAUCAGAAAUUAUCUUAUUUUCUUAAAUACUAUAACUAGUAGGUUUGAAAGGACUGAGCUGAUCUGAAUAGAAUUCUAUAAUGCAGCAGCUUUCACUAACUGGAGAAUGAUCUUGCUUAUUUGAAUUUUUGUUCAAUCACUUUGUGUAGGAGCAGUUAUAUUCUCUAAAGUAUACAAAAUGUUGUUCCUGGUUGGAUCCUUUUUCUAGUGAUUAUAAUUUUUGAAGGUUA
Messenger RNA from Eriocheir sinensis (Chinese mitten crab), 2636 nucleotides. It is a transcript of the gene cpa, whose product is annotated as F-actin-capping protein subunit alpha-like. Bases 233 to 1096 code for a protein of 287 amino acids. Gene Ontology annotation, molecular function: actin filament binding. The transcript has 8 exons. Gene Ontology annotation, cellular component: F-actin capping protein complex; actin cortical patch. Gene Ontology annotation, biological process: barbed-end actin filament capping; actin cytoskeleton organization. The record is from RefSeq and is a predicted model, not a curated record. Lineage: Eukaryota; Metazoa; Arthropoda; Malacostraca; Decapoda; Varunidae.